Molecule: messenger RNA, 522 nt
Organism: Linum tenue
Lineage: Eukaryota; Viridiplantae; Streptophyta; Magnoliopsida; Malpighiales; Linaceae
Source: the annotation of a GenBank genome assembly
UUUCUCUGCCAUUCACCCAAAAAAACCCUAAUAUACACCGCCAUUCCCAGGACGAUUCCUCCAAUCCCUUUAUCUGCCAUUCUCGUGGUCGAAUCCGACGACCAGAAGAACACUCCAUCGAGAGACGUGUCUUUUGGAGCUGGACUAAUCUUGGCUGUUGGUCGAAAAGGCUACAAGUCAAGGCUAGAAAGGCAGGCAGAAAGGGAGACUUUUGAAAGGCGGACCAAGCAAUUUGAGGAGCAAAUUGAAAUUCAGCAGUCGAAACUACAAACUCAAGACACAAAGUUUGAGGAGAUGGAAGCAUCGCAGCACCGUCUUGGAGCUACUGUUCGUGACUUGGCUGCUAGAAUGGCUGGAAAUAACAACUGAAGGAGGUGAGAUGAUGCAUGUGAGGAGGGCAUGUGAGGAGGGCUGGACAGAGGUUGCUGAUUUUGGGAUUCAAGUAGUUGGCUUGAGUUGCUGCAUGAUUUUGGGGUACUAAACUAUUAGGAACGUUAAUAUUUAUCAAGUGUAAGUGUCGGA